UGAAAAAGGGUGUCAUUGUGUCGGAUGAUGAGGAUGAGGAAGUCCCGAGCAGGUCACGUAAAAAUUACUCGGUCGACUUCAGACUCUGAGAGGAGCCUUGCAGCGAUGGAUAUUGAUGAUGAUCAAGUUGUCAGGGUGUCUCGCUUGUCCUCUCAUCGCCCCGACGAUGUGGUAGACGAUACUGGUGACGAGGUCGACCAAACUGAUGUUGACCUCCUGACAUCUAGCGCUGGCGAGGAGGAAGAGGAAGAGGAUCUUAAACCGCAGGCUAAGAAGAGGAAAUCUAGGAAAGUGGUCCCUGUCGGGCGCAACGGUUUGAAGAAACAUCGUGUCAUGAAAAGUCGUACCACCACUGAUGCCAAAGGCUACAUGCAAACGGAAGAUUAUUCUUCUUAUGAAUCCGUCAGCGAAGAUGAAGCUCCGCCUGAGGAUGCAAAGAAGUCCAAAGGCAAGAAAAAGGCAGAACCGAAGUUGAAGGAUGAGGCGGAGGAAAAAUCGGUAGUUAAUUCAAAGAUCAAGGAGACGAACUCUUCACGCGGGGCUAAACCCAAGGCUGGGAAGGCAGCGAAACGUGGUGGCUGUUGAAUUUCUUUGGGCCCGACAAAACUAAGAAAUAGUGCUCGGAUAGUGAGCCGUAUGGAUUGGUGCAAUGUAGUUCUGAUUUUGGUUAUCCAGUUACCUUCCCUCGGUGCAUCAGUAACUGUGCCAUCAACUGUUGAACCAAUUCCACUUAUCAUCGACCAAUUACCCCAUAUCGCAACCAAUUCCUCCUUAAUCACGAUUCACCACCCAAUCCGAAUCAUCCUGGUACACCUGCCGAGCAGCAAUCUUCGCCAUCUACAUCAUCGUUGAGCGUGAUCAUCCGACUUCCCUACGCACAGCUUUUGUAUCCAUGGAUCCACUCCUCAGACGACGCGUGUCGUCGCGGAGCAUGCAGAAA
Molecule: messenger RNA, 940 nt
Organism: Suillus paluster
Lineage: Eukaryota; Fungi; Basidiomycota; Agaricomycetes; Boletales; Suillaceae
Exons: 3
Coding region: 25-585 (186 amino acids)
Biological process (GO): DNA replication
Cellular component (GO): nucleus; delta DNA polymerase complex
Source: RefSeq, a predicted model, not a curated record